This is a messenger RNA of Durusdinium trenchii, 695 nucleotides long. The record is from the annotation of a GenBank genome assembly. NCBI's taxonomy places the organism in Eukaryota, Dinophyceae, Suessiales, Symbiodiniaceae.
UAAAGUAAAUGGUGUUUCUUUUCACGAAUAAAGGAGACUGGAGGAUACUGGAGGUAAGUUCGUACCUUUCCAAGCGAAUUGUACGAGCCUAGUUCCCAGCCGACGAUGGGGCUGAAGAGCCAAAGACAGAAGGAGGCGAGAAAGGAGCUCAAGAGGACCUUGCGCGCCUCAGAGCUGUGCCCCCACUGUCGGAAGAAAGUCACCGACCUGGAGGAACACCUGAAAAGCCAACACUCCAUCAGUUGCGUGAAGUGCGGGCAGCGCUUUAGGGAUCAGCAAAGCUGGAAGCACCACAUGAGGGACCUUCAUGGCCUGGCUGAGACCGAAGCGGCCAAGGCAGAUCGCCAUGCCAAGCUGCAGAAGUGGACGCGUGAAAGGUCAAAGAAGUCUAAGGGGAAGAGCAAGGACAGCCAAAUCGAAGUGACUCCGCCGGGCCUCUAUCGCCACUCUUGCGAUCUGUGUGGUGCAGAGGUGGACUUGGCCGUCAAUCUGGCAGGGCAAGGGCUGACCUUCAAAUGUGCCAUUAUGGGCCGUGCUUGCUCAGGUCCGAAGAGCGCCCCGGUGAUGGCGCCCGCCGUCCCAGUGACGCCGGUGGCGUCAGCGCCAGGCGCAGGCGCAGUCAUGGCGGUGGAUGUGCCGGUGCCCGAUGACGAUGACCUGUGAGCCCAGCAUGGUCUUGGACGCGGAAACCAUAG